Molecule: messenger RNA, 2951 nt
Organism: Megalopta genalis
Lineage: Eukaryota; Metazoa; Arthropoda; Insecta; Hymenoptera; Halictidae
Product: integrin beta-nu
Biological process (GO): cell-matrix adhesion; cell migration; integrin-mediated signaling pathway
Cellular component (GO): integrin complex; focal adhesion; cell surface
Molecular function (GO): integrin binding
Source: RefSeq, a predicted model, not a curated record
GCAGAUACGUUAGCACCGAUACUAGUGCCAAUUGCGAUAGUUCCAUAUUAAAUCUCGUACCAGUAACACGAAACUAAGAGAACAUUUCCUUUUCUUCGUUCUGAUCAUUUUUAUCCGCAUUGCAAUCCGCAAAAAUGAGGAUUUUCGGAAUGCAGCUAUUUGUGGUUGUACUGGCACUUGGAUGGAACCACCUCGACGCCCUGGACACGAAGCUGAUGAAAAUCUGUGUGUCCAAGAAAACCUGCGAGAGUUGUUUAGAGACCAAUUCGUAUUGUGCAUGGUGCAGCGACUGGUCGUACUCGAACUACACGAUGGGUAAACCGAGAUGCAACUUGCCGGAAAGCCUGGAGGCGUUCGGCUGCAAUCGCGAAGAGAUUCGCAGAGCUUCGAAAGGCUCGAAGAAGGUGCUGGAGAACCACGACUUCCAAAACGUCAUAGGGUCCGAUCAGGCACCCGUGCAGCUAAAACCGCAGAAGAUCGAAGUGAGGAUCCAGCCGCGCACGAAGAUAUCAAUUCCUCUGCAUUAUAGACUAGCUAAGAACUAUCCUCUCGAUCUGUACUAUUUGAUGGACCUGACACUUACGAUGCAGGACGAUCAAAUCACGCUGGUGAGACUGGCCUGGAACAUAACGCACACGCUGCGGAUGUUCACCGAGAACUAUCGUCUCGGGUUCGGCAGCUACGCUGACAAACCGUUGAUGCCUCUGGUGUUUUCGGGACACCAGGACAAUCCUUGCAAGAGCGCGUACAAAGAUUGCGAGCCGCUCUAUGCGUUCCGACAUCGACUGAGCCUGACCAGUGACAUUCAGCAGUUCAUCGAAAAGAUCGAGGACAGCCGUAUUACCGGAAACGUGGACAAUCUGGAGGCAGGAAUGGAUGCCGUGGCUCAGGCUAUAGUCUGCGCGGAGAAGAUCGGCUGGGGUUAUCAAUCGCGAAAAAUCAUUCUGAUGGCCACCGACGGGUUGCUGCAUUUCGCCGGGGACGGCAAGCUGACGGGCACGGUGGACCGUUCGGAUUUCCAGUGUCAUCUGGACGAGAACGGAAUGUACACCAUGUCGGAGAAAUUCGAUUACCCAUCUCUGGCAGAGGUGUCGAGGCUGCUGAGGGACAAUAAGGUCAAUCUGAUAUUCGCUGUGACGGAAGACCGGCGUUUGGAGUACGAGUUAAUGGUUGACUUGUUGCAAGAGAAGGCGCGAGUCGCCACGUUGGCUCAGAACAGCUCGAACAUCCUGCAGAUCAUCAACAACGCUUAUCACGAACUGAUCACGAAAGUUGUGCUACGGGACAAUUCGACAAGUCCGCUUCGCGUGGAGUACUUUUCAAAUUGCGGAAGGACAGAUGAAGAGAAAAUUAGCACAUCGGAGUGCAGAGGGAUAGAAGAGGGCAAAGUGUAUGACUUUUCGUUGGUACUUUCCUUUGACGAAUGUCCAAGGAACGAAAGUGCAUUGCAACAAAGAAUCGUGAUCGAGGACGCGCUAGCAUCCGAAGCCUCUAAAAUCGUGAUCGACGUUGAACUCUUAUGCGGGUGCAAGUGCAAGGACUCCGUUUAUUCGCGUUGCGUGCACGGUUCCGAUGAGUGUGGCUUCUGCAAAUGCCAUUUCGGAUGGUCCGGAGAGUAUUGCGACUGCAAUCAAAUCAGCCCGGUAGAUAAUGAACAGCAAUGUAUCGCUCCCACUGCUACGACCAUUUGUUCGAAUCGAGGGGAAUGCAUUUGUGGCAGCUGUAUCUGCGAUGAAGAAUACUCGGGACGGUUUUGCGAAUGCAGCCCAUGCGAGCAGUCCGAUGGCUUGGAAUGUGGUGGAAAAGGGAUAUGCGACUGCGGCACCUGUAGUUGUUUGCCAGGCUGGAAAGGUGACACCUGUGAAUGUCCAACGAUGAGCGAGCUUUGUAUGGCUCCAGGGAGCGAACACAUCUGCUCUGGUAACGGAGACUGCGAUUGUGGCGAGUGUCGGUGCAAGUCCGUCAACAACGUUGAUUAUUCGGGCAAGUAUUGCGAGUUAUCAAUCAGCUCGGUCCCGAAUAGCCUCUGUGCAUUGUACAAUGGCUGUGUGAACGCUACCAUCGAAGAGCCGCAAAGAAUCGACGAAAAUUGUCGGACAAAUAAGACUGACUAUAACACUACGAUAAUAGGCUCCGUGGAUAGAGGUCACGAACAUUACUGUUUUGUGAGGACUGUUAAAGAGGACCUGGUAUGCACGAUACCGUACGUGUACGAGUUUCAGACGAACGAUAUCGUCUUGCUGAAAAUAGGAGAGAAGGUAUGCAGUAGGCCGUUACAAGCAACUGCGAUGUUCGGCUGCAUUUCCUUGGCAAUAGUGGUCCUCGGAAUGAUGGUUGUAAUGAUUUGGAGAGUUUGGACGUUUAUACAAGACAGACAGGAGUUCGCAAAGUUUCAACUAGAACAAAGUAGAACUGUGUUCAGUUCGAACCAAAAUCCUCUCUAUAAAUCUGCAACAUAUAGAUACGAGGUUCCGCAGAUGUUGAAAGAGGAUUAAAAAAUGUUAUGCAGUCUCGGUAGAAUCAGUGGUAUUCAGGUAUAACAUCAUGUCGUCCCAGAAAUGGUUUCCAGAUGACAACGUAAUUGUCUGCAACCGAGAUUAUGGUAUUACCUUUUAUGGUAGAAAAUCAGUUUGGGCAUGUUACAAAAAUUGUAUUACCUGAUUUGACAAUUCUUCAAGUAUCCACUUGUACCCAAGAGGCUCUCUAUAAAUAAUGUCUGUCAACGGUAUAUUACAAAACCAAAUUGCUUCCAGAGAGGAUCCAUCAGGAAACACGUAAGUUCCCCAGCCAUUCAUGGUCCCAUUUGAGUCAAUGUUACCUCGAUAUUCGGCCUUAUUAUUAUAACUGAAAUCACGAAGCACUAAUUAAUAAUCUUUAUCCCGAAUUUAUAACUAUAUCAUAUUUACCGAAUGUGUAUUACACCGUCAUUAAAUGCAUCGUUGUUCCACUCA